This is a messenger RNA of Cajanus cajan (pigeon pea), 1626 nucleotides long. RefSeq names its product F-box protein At1g67340. Lineage: Eukaryota; Viridiplantae; Streptophyta; Magnoliopsida; Fabales; Fabaceae. Gene Ontology annotation, molecular function: protein binding. The record is from RefSeq and is a predicted model, not a curated record.
AGUUUUUUUUUCUUCAAUCUUGUAUUGUUGUUGUUGUGUCGGGGUAGGGUGAGUGAGAGUUUCUCAUUCAUCUCAUUUCAUUACUCAUUACUCUCUUUCUCUCUCUCAUAUAUACAAUUUCCUUUUACCCUUCUUUAUCCCUCACACACAUAACAUAAAUACUUACACCAACACAAACUUAACUUAGCCACAUUAUGAGAACCAGAAGAGGCCUCUCUUAUCCUUCACUCUCAACAACCAUGUCUUCCGACCUCAUCGUUUCCACAAAACGCUACAAAAGAAAAUCACCCCACAACUUCUUUCACUCUCUCCCCGACGACCUCGUACUCUCCAUCCUCUGCAAACUCACCUCCACCGCCACUUCCCCUUCCGAUUUCAUUAGCGUUUUAAUAACGUGCAAGAGACUAAACUCUUUAGGCCUUCACUCUCUGGUGUUAUCAAAAGCAUCCCACAAAACAUUCUCAGUCAAAGCAAAAAACUGGUGCGACGGCGCCCACCGUUUUCUCAAGCACUGCGCGGACGCCGGAAACAUUGAAGCGUGUUACACUCUCGGCAUGAUUCGGUUUUAUUGUUUGCAGAACCGAGGGAGCGGCGCGUCGCUGUUGGCAAAGGCGGCGAUUCACUCCCACGCGCCAGCGCUGUACUCGCUCGCGGUGAUUCAGUUCAACGGGAGCGGAGGCACGAAAAGCGACAAGGACCUACGCGCGGGAGUGGCGCUGUGCGCACGCGCAGCGUUCCUCGGUCACAUCGACGCGCUUCGCGAGCUUGGGCAUUGCUUGCAAGACGGUUACGGCGUUAAGCAGAACGUAACGGAGGGGCGGCGCUUUUUGGUGCAGGCCAACGCGCGUGAACUUGCCGCGGUGCUCUCUGCCGCGACUGGGAAGCGCCCCUGGCUGACGUGGACGCUCCACCCGCGGGUCAGGUCUCCUACCGGGUCAGGUUGUCCGCUUUUAAGUGAUUACGGUUGCAACGUGCCGGCGCCGGAAGCCCACCCCGCGAGCCGGUUUAUGGCGGAGUGGUUCUCCGACCGGGUCAGGUCACCGGGUCCGGGUAUGAGGCUUUGUUCUCAUUCGGGUUGCGGGCGACCCGAGACGAGGAAGCACGAGUUUCGAAGGUGUUCCGUGUGUGGCGCGGUAAAUUAUUGUUCACGCGCUUGUCAAGCGCUUGAUUGGAAGUUCCGGCACAAGGCGGAGUGUGCCCCCGUGGAGCGGUGGCUGGAUGACGACGGCGAAGACGCUGCCAGUGAUGACGGCGGCGCGGUCGGUGAGGGUUUAUGAUGGUUAAUUGUUAAGACUGCAUGCUUGGGAGUUUCAACGGGUAUGAAUCUAUUUUUUAUUUUACAAGAGGUAAAAGUAAAAUGUGUAAAAGAAAGAGAAAAAAAAAAAUCUCAUUUAUUACCAUGGCCCUGCAUAGUGCAAAUUACAAUGACAGGGUGUUGCGUUUUUCUUUGUUUCUUUUUUUUUGUUGUAUAGAAGGGUAAAUUAAUUCUCCUGAAAAAACAAAAAUGAUGGGAGUUAAUUUUUUUGUUUAGUUAUCUAUUGUUAGUUUGGUCAAUAGAGCAACUAUCAUCCUUGAUUAAUUGUUAAUUCCGGUUAAUUAAGAUAUAUUCACUCUUUUAUGUUCUUA